Molecule: messenger RNA, 798 nt
Organism: Laccaria bicolor S238N-H82
Lineage: Eukaryota; Fungi; Basidiomycota; Agaricomycetes; Agaricales; Hydnangiaceae
Exons: 5
Coding region: 40-654 (204 amino acids)
Molecular function (GO): NAD(P)H dehydrogenase (quinone) activity; FMN binding
Source: RefSeq, a predicted model, not a curated record
CCUCCAACUUCUACCACCCACAUCCCCUCCGCAAAUACAAUGUCUGCUCCUCGAGUUGCUAUCGUCAUCUACUCGAUGUACGGCCACAUCGCAACGUUGGCCGAAGCUUUGAAAGCUGGUGUCGUCGCAGCAGGCGGAAAGGCGGAUAUUUACCAAGUCCCCGAGACCCUCUCCUCCGACGUCCUCGCUCUCAUGCACGCCCCUGCUAAACGCAACUACCCCAUCGCCACGCCCGAGACACUCACUAAAUACGACAACUUCCUCUUUGGUAUCCCUACUCGUUAUGGAAACUUCCCCGCUCAGUGGAAGGCCUUCUGGGACUCCACCGGCCAACUUUGGGCUCAAGGCGCCCUUGCUGGUAAAUACGCAGGCGUGUUCGUCUCCACCGCCGGCCAGGGAGGAGGCCAAGAAUCUACCGUCAUCAACUCCAUCUCUACACUCACCCACCACGGGAUCAUUUACGUUCCUUUCGGGUACUCUACCGCUUUUGCGCAGUUGUCGACGUUGACUGAAAUUCGUGGUGGAUCUCCUUGGGGCUCGGGAACUUUUACUGGCGGUGAUGGAUCCCGCCAGCCAUCGAAGCUUGAGCUUGAGGUUGCGGAGAACCAGGGCUCGUCGUUCACUAAGAUCGUUUCGAGGGUUAACAGGGCUUAAUUUAUACCGAUCGCUGAUUCUUCCAGCGUGAAGGACUUUAUUGGUAGAUAAGAGUAGAGGAACAUCUGUCAGAGCAUUGCAUAGAAGCAUUGUAUAGACAAGCAACAGCUCUUGGAUGUGUCCAAUUUAAUACGUUUUUUUCUU